AUGUUUGAUCUUACAAAUCCAUCAACUGAUUUAUAUUCAAAUCCGUAUGUAUCAACAGCAUAUCGACCAUUUCCAUCAGCUCCACCACCUUCAUUUCUAUUCAAUAUACCAACAUCUACUGAUGAUCAACAACAACAACGUUUUACAGAUUUUUCCUCAUAUCCAAAUCCAACACAAGAUCUUAUGACAUAUCCAAUGUUCGAUCCCGAACAGUAUACAAAUAAUCAAUAUCAUUCACGACAUAUUGAUCCAACAAAUCAAACCGCAUUUUUACCAUAUAUAUAUCCAUCAUAUCGUCCUGGACUUCAUUCAACAUCAUCUAAUAAUAUAGUUAAUGAUAAAAAUGACAGUCAUAUUUGUAAAUGGAUUGAUCCUGAUACAAAUCAAAUGUGCAAUCGAAUAUUUUCUCAUAUGCAAGAUAUUGUAACUCAUUUAACUAUUGAACAUGUAAGUGGAUCUGAACAAUCAACUCAUACAUGUUUAUGGUUAGAUUGUUGUCGAAAUGGUCGAGCAUUUAAAGCAAAAUAUAAAUUAGUUAAUCAUAUACGUGUUCAUACCGGUGAAAAACCAUUUGCUUGUCCAUUUGCACGUUGUGGAAAAGUAUUUGCACGUUCAGAAAAUCUUAAAAUUCAUAAACGAACUCAUACAGGAGAACGACCAUUUCGAUGUCAAAUUUGUGAACGAUGUUUUGCAAAUAGUUCAGACAGAAAAAAACAUCAACAUGUACAUACAUCAGCUAAACCAUAUAAUUGUCGAAUAAAUGGUUGUGAUAAAACUUAUACACAUCCAUCAUCAUUACGUAAACAUAUGAAAAUACAUGAAUCAUCAUCUGAAUCUACGAAUGAAUCACGUACAAAACGAUUAAAUAAUCAACAACGUACUUGUUCACCACAAAUAAAUAAUUCUUUAACAACAGAUAGUUGUUCACAAUCACCAUCUUCAUAUGAAAAUCUAGCACCAAUAAAAAUUCAACCAUCUUAUAUGCAAACUAUGAAUGUUUAUCAUCAUCAUCAUCCAACGAAUUUUCCACAACAUUAUACUGAACUUAAUUUUUAA
This is a messenger RNA of Adineta steineri, 1056 nucleotides long. NCBI's taxonomy places the organism in Eukaryota, Metazoa, Rotifera, Eurotatoria, Adinetida, Adinetidae. The record is from the annotation of a GenBank genome assembly.